AUGAACUUCAGUACAGAUUCAGAUAGUACAGUUUAUGUGGGAAAUAUAGAUCCGAGAAUAACGAAGGACCAACUUUAUGAACUUUUCAUUCAGAUUAACCCAGUUUUAAGGAUAAAAUAUCCCAAGGAUAAAGUCUUGCAGACUUACCAGGGCUACGCAUUCAUUGAGUUCUACAACAAGGAAGAUGCUGAAUAUGUGAUACAAAUAAUGAACAACACCGUCAAACUCUAUGACCGACUGAUAAAAGUUCGACAGGUGACCAACUCCGUAGGUACAGCUAAUUUAUCCUCGAAUAAUUCUAAGGACAUAGCGUUACCUAUUGCCAAGUUAUUUGUAAAGAAUCUGGCAGAUUCGAUAGAUAUUGACCAAUUGGCCAAGAUUUUUGGUAAAUUUGGCAAAACAAUAAGCAAGCCAGAGAUUUUUCACUUAUCAAAUGGGAAACUAAAGUGUGCGUGCGUUUAUUUUGAGGACUUCGAAAAGGCUGAUUUGGCAAUUAAAUCCCUAAAUAACCAAUUAGUCGCCAACAGCAGGAUCACUAUUGAUUACGCAUUCAAGGAAAAUGGAAAGGCUAGCACGAAAUACGGUAACGAGGUUGAUAGGCUAUUGAAUAAAGAGGCAUUGAAACACGGAAUGUUAAAAUAA
Molecule: messenger RNA, 642 nt
Organism: Saccharomyces kudriavzevii IFO 1802
Lineage: Eukaryota; Fungi; Ascomycota; Saccharomycetes; Saccharomycetales; Saccharomycetaceae
Gene: HSH49
Product: U2 snRNP complex subunit HSH49
Exons: 1
Coding region: 1-642 (213 amino acids)
Biological process (GO): positive regulation of mRNA splicing, via spliceosome
Cellular component (GO): U12-type spliceosomal complex; nucleolus
Molecular function (GO): RNA binding
Source: RefSeq, a predicted model, not a curated record